This is a messenger RNA of Lytechinus pictus (painted urchin), 7631 nucleotides long. Its product is annotated as small RNA 2'-O-methyltransferase-like. Lineage: Eukaryota; Metazoa; Echinodermata; Echinoidea; Temnopleuroida; Toxopneustidae. The record is from RefSeq and is a predicted model, not a curated record. Gene Ontology annotation, cellular component: nucleus; cytoplasm. The transcript has 7 exons. The coding region runs from base 612 to 2465 and encodes 617 amino acids. Gene Ontology annotation, biological process: siRNA processing; RNA methylation; piRNA processing. Gene Ontology annotation, molecular function: O-methyltransferase activity; RNA methyltransferase activity.
GAGUCCGGGCUGGAGCUUUUCAACGGACAACCCGGCGGACAACGAUCGGUGAAAAGCUCCAGCUGGAAGUCUGGAACAUCAGUCAUCACUCAUCUAUUCUAAAAAUGUUAACGUCUUCCUAAAAAAUCCUAAUCCUAUCUCAAUGAGAAAUGAUAAAUGGUUAUAGGCCUAAUAUAGAACGAAGAUAAGUUAAGAACGUUUUGGGUUUUCAAAAUACCACCACAGAACUUGAGUUGAAGAUAGGUAGUCACAACAGCUACAGCAGUGCAACAAUUACAAAUAGACAUCUACCGGUAGAUCUACGGUACGCCAUUUUCAUUAUGUGGGACAAGUAAAACAAUUUCAGUGGCGAUGGAGCCGAGUAAUGAGUAACGCACUAACCUUGAUGUACUCAUCACUUGAAAACAAAUCUGCCUUUGAUGAAUUGUUUCCUUUGAUGGGGACCGUGACGUGAACAUCAAUCUCCGAUUCCUCCCAAGUGUAAUCUUUGAUGGCGAUAGGCAUUUUGAUAACGUUUUGACAGGACUUCUACUUCUAGUGGGCAUGUUCAAGAGAUCUGUGGGACCUGUUUCGUGGCAACGUGAGGUUUCAAGUACUUUCUGAUUGACACAAUGGGGUCAACAAGUCAAGAAGCCGAAGAUGAAAGUCUUGCUGAGCAGAGUGACGUACGAUUCAUUCCACCCCUGUAUGAGCAGCGUUAUCAAGAAAUAACAAGAAUUUCCAGAGAGUGUAAACCAAAAAAGGUGGUUGACGUCGGCUGUGGAGAACUCAAGGUGAUCCGCCUUCUCAAGUUUCACAGGUAUAUCCACGAGCUGAUAGGCUUGGACGUGGAUGGAGAGCUUCUAAGGCGGCAUUCAGGCCUCAUCGAACCCUUGGCUGCGUCUUACAUUCAUCCUCUACCCCAUCCAAUGGUCAUCGCGUUACUACACGGGUCCAUAGCAGAGAGGGAUAGCCGUCUUCUUAAUCCUGACCUGGUAGUCUGCGUUGAAGUAGUUGAGCAUCUUUACCCAGAAAAUCUUUCCAAGGGCACGGAGGUCAUCUUUGGAUACAUGAAACCAACAAAGGCAGUCUUUACCACACCCAAUGCCGAGUUCAACGUUCUGUUUCCUGGACUUAAAGGCUUCCGACAUGACGAUCAUAAAUUUGAAUGGACAAGAAGUGAAUUCCAAGAAUGGGGCAAUGCAAUAUGUAGUGAUUACGGCUAUGAAGUGGAGUAUUCUGGCCUCGGGGCAGGACCAGCAGGGAGUGAACAUCUAGGGUUCUGUACUCAGGUAGCCAUCUUUAACAGGGUAUCAUGUGAUCAAGGCAGUCCUGUAGAACCAGUGGAUGAAGAUCUGCAACCAAUGCCAUAUGAAGAGGUAGCCAGAGCAUUGUAUCCCAGCAAGCAGCUGAAUGAUGAAGAUAUCGUGGGUGAAGUCGGGCUCAGGAUCAGACAACUCCUCAAGGAUGCACAGAGGAUGCUGGACGAUGAGGAAGGAGUCUUUGACAACGCAAGUGGAGACGAGGAGGACGAUGAUGCAUUGAGGAUAUGGAUGGAAAAGAGUCUUGCUUCCAGAAAGAGAGAAAGGCUGAAGGGUAGCGAGAGACACAAUGAUGAAGGAGGCUUAGAGUUAUGUACUGAAAGACAGGAUUCUAUUUCAAGAACUAGAGAAGAGGGCUGUUCUGACAGCAUCACAAGUGCAAUGGACGAAAUCAGUGAUACCUUGCAAUCAACCAAUAUGUGCCAUUCCAGUAUUAUACCUGACAACGUAGGCCACGAUUCAAAGGCUGAAGAGAAUCCAUGUGAUCCUGCAUGCCUUGCUUGCCAAAAAUCUCAGGAUGCUUUUGUAGAUGGUGAGUCGGACUUGCCAAAUUGCAGAUUGAACUUAAGGGAUGUUGAACCUAGAGUGCAGCUUAUUGAAAACGAUUCGUAUUCAGAACAAUCAGGCAGCAUCCAUCACUCAGUUGACAGACCAAUGAAACAUGAAGAACAAGACAUUGGGAGAACUGCCUCUGAUGAUAUCUCCACCUUGGAUGUCCUUGACUUUGAAGAAUGUGCUUACGUGUUAGGACGUCUUUCAAAGGCCUUUUCACCAACAGAGGUGGAGGAUGGUAACUCAUUUUUUGAGCAGUGGGAGAAAGGGUUUCCUCCAAGAGAGUUCAUAUAUGACCUUGAUGAGUUGAAGAUCAGGAUAUCCUUAGAGAGAUUGAUGAAGUUCCCAGGGUUGCAGGAGAUGUGUCAGAAUACUUCCAAGCUCAGAGAUGUCCUCCUUGCCAGCGGGAAGUUUGAGUUCAGCAGUGACGGUGGUGCAGUCAUCUCCGAUCUCUAUGAGAACAUGUCCAGCAGUGAUUCUGAGAAAUGGCAAGCUGCAUCUAGCGAAUGCUGGGACUCGGAUGCUCACAGUGUGGGCUCUCAAGAUGGAACAGAAGAUGAGAAGCCUUUGCCUGUCGAGGAUAUCAUGGAGGAGAGAGAGUGCUGGGAUUAGGUCUCAAGGAGGAUAAGGACCUCAUUUCAUAAAACUUACUACAAUAAAAAAUUUGCAAUAUCAGUGUUUAGCUUCUGAAAUCCUUCAUCUGAUUGGUUAUGGAAAUUGUGUACAGUUUAUUUAUUGUAACAAGUCUUUAUGUAACAGGUCCUGUUUCAUAAAGGCUCGUUAUAAUAACAAUUGUAAGAUUUCUUUAACAAAUUAACCAUCAGCCAAUUAGACUGAAGGAUUAGAGUACCGGUAGCUUAUAACUGUUAUUGUAAAUUUGCUAUUGUAAUAAGUUUUGUGAAACAGACCCCUGGACCCAGAAAUGACUUCGAAACAGCACUUGAAUUCUAACAGUCACAGUAACAGAAGUAACAUAUUGGAAGUGGGAUUAUGGUGCUCACUGUGUAGACUCUGAAACUGAAACAAGUAAGGAAUACUCUGGGUGUUUGGCAUUUGGAUGAUCAGCAUCAACUUGCACUUUGUAACAAAAGCUCAGUAUACUUUGGAUGUUGGGUGUACAUUACCAGCAAGGAAGAAAGCUGAGAUUAUGUAGGAUGAUGGACAUUAUUACAUGGUAAUGGGUUCCGGCGGGUGUUUCAUUAGGCUGUUCUUCACAACCCUACGAAUGACUGGAACAUGUUCUUAGGUGCCAAGUCAACUGCAUAGGGCCCAGGUGGGCAUUUCAUAAAGCUGUUUGUAAGUUACGAGCGACUUCACAAGUGACUGGUGGUCCAUUCUUGCAUGUAUGUCCAUGAUGCACACUAGAUUUUUAUCGGUGUCGAGUAUAGUCGGUAAAAUGCAAAUUCGUCCACUGCCAACUUGUCCACUCACCACAUGGUCUACCUUUUAUUUAGUCUAAUGCCAUUCCAUUCAUCAACAUUUCGUCUAACAACCAUUUGGUCCACUAACCAUUUAGUCCAGUCAUCACUUUGUCUACUCACCAGUUGGUCUUUGACCAUUUCGUCUCAUAACCAGUUGGUCUAAUAUUCAUUUUAUUUUCAUUUAUUUUGCCCAAUUAACACUAAGUCUAAUUAGACCAAAUGGUAUAUGGACUAAAUGGUUAUUGUACCAACUGGUUAUUAGACGAAAUGGUGAGUGGACGAAAUGGCAAUUAGACCAUGUGGAUAUUAGACGAACUGAUGGUAGAUGAGUUGGCAAUUGGACGAAUUGGCGUUGGACCAAAUGAAAAUAAACCCCUGAGAUAAGGUCACCAGUUAUCGUAAAGUCGCUCCUAAAUAACUUAUGAACAGCUAUACGAAACACCUCCCUGGUGUUCAUGAUGUACAUUUUCAAAACUUGGGUGUUGGGGAUAUGUAUAAAUGAGAUACACGAGGAUUUGAUCCUCAACGAUGACAGAACUAUAUAAAAAUUGGAUUUUGAUGCUGAAGAGUAUAGUUGACUCACAGGGAAACAAAAAAUUACCCCCCCGGUAGAUGUCUUUGAGCUCAUCAGCAAGAAAAAGACCAGGGGCCGUUUCAUAUUAAAGCUGUUCGUACAUGUAAGUUAAGAGCGACUUUUAAUAAGAACGACUGGUGAUCCUUUCUUGUGGUAAAUGAUGUUAAUUGGUGAUUACUUAGCGCAUAAGAUAUGUUCACCAGUCGUUUUUAAAAGUUGUUCUUAACUUACGAACAGCUUUAUGAAAUGGCCCCUAAUAUAUCUCAAGUUCAGAGAUAACCCUAUAUGACAGCAAUAUUUGUCUUCCACUUUUAACACUAAUGAUAUGCAAGGGUUAUACAUCUAGGUGAAGCUACAUGCAUUCUACUUAAGUGGAAUAAGAUUCUAAGAUAGUAAACUACUGAUUUAGUACUACAGUAUUAUUUGACACUACACAUAGAAAAAGUAUUUCAUGGUAUGACAACCAGUCAUAGUAACCUCUCUUUUACCUUGACUUUUAUAUAAUAAAUGUUCUUUUGCAAAAUAUUUAUCAACUAGGAAAACAUUUUUUUUUUAAAUUCUGUAACUUUUUUUUGUUCAUAAUAUUUAUUAAUGUUGUUUGUAAAGUUAUGUGCAAAGUACUUUUAAUUACCAUAAUAGUUGAGAUACAGGUGUAUGUACCUUGCUUAAGUUUUUUUUCAGGGCGAUUACCAAAUAAUUUCCACACACACAAGUAAAGAUCCCCAAUAUCAUUAUUGCCAUAUUCUGAAUUUGCAACCCUUGAUGGUGUCAAACUGGGGGAAAAAAAAACUGUAAAACAUACUGAAUCUUUGUUUUAUACUCUAUUGGAUACUCAUGUGAUACUCUUACAUUCAUUGAAGCUUAACUCCCCCAGAACCCAAAUAUUUUUGGAAGGGAAAAGGCAUGCCUAUGGCUUAGAACACACCCUUCCUGAGCACUUUAUAUGUUGGCAGGUUGAAGGUAUGUCAUGUUAAGAAUUUAUUUUGGACACCAGUCAGCUUGUUAUUACAAUAUAUUUCCUUACCAAAGCAUGUAUGAUUAUGUACUUUUAGUAUUGUUUUAGCACUCUCUAUGCAAUAAACUCCUUUUUCAAGAUGAUAAGACAAAGAAUUAAUUCUGAGGUGAUCUGGUUGUGUACUAUAUCUUUAUAGGUAAAGCUGAUGAUUCAUGAUGUCAAAAUGAAGGUUAGGCUGUAAAAUCACAAGAAAAAAAAUCAAUUUCAUUAGUUGGAUCAAGGUUCCCAUUAAUCUGUGUGUUUUUUUUUUUCAAUCCAAAUACGCGUCUUUUCAGAAAUUAAGCUUACCAUUAUAUUUCUCUGAAGUACAAAUGAUCAAGUAUUUAAUCAAUCAGUGAAGAAAAAAUGAACAAACAACUUUCCAUUCAAUCAAACAAUCAACUAAUAAAUCAAUAAGUCAAUCAACCAAUCACUUAUUCAACCAAUCAAUAAAGCAGUCAUUCUUUAAGUCUCUAUCAAUCGAACCAUCACUUAAUUUACCAAUUUUUCAAUCUUUCAAUUCAACAGAUCCUACAGUAUCUGAACUUGAAAGUAAGAGCAUGCAGAGAAUGUUUUGACUUUUUUAUAAAACAUUUAUUGCACAAAUAUUGAUUUUUUGUUUGUUUUUAACUUGACAGAUGACAUGUACAUGUAUGUUGACAAAAAUUAUAGGCACAGUCCACCCGAGCAUCAAGCUGCAUAGAAUGAAUAUUGACAAAUGAAAGGCCAUCAUCUAUUUGACCAGCCAAGGACAUGGUUGAAAUGUGAAAAUACAUUCUAAUUAAUAAAAAAUAGCAGUCUCCAAAGGUAACUGAAAUAUGAUAAAAUUAAGGAAUUAAAUGCUAGUACCACAUGCUGGGUGGGGGUGGGGCACUUCCAUUAAAGCAUAGACAGUAUCUGCAAGAGAAAAAUGGAAAAAGGGGUGUUUUUUUCUGGGGUAAGCACGAAACGAGAGUAGCCUGUCCACUCUUCAGUGGAAGUGGAACCCCACCCCCACGGCCCACGUACAUCAAAGGGAAAUGGGCAAACAAGACUAAAUAAAAGGUGAAGUAAGAGAUCUAAAUGUAAAGACACAUGAAUCAAUUUGAAAAACACAAAACUUAAGCGAUUGAUCGUAAUUUUGAUUUUUACAGUGAACUCUACAUUAUGGUCAAUGCAAUCAUCAAUUUUAAAAAAAAUUGUACUUUAAUCAAUUGGUAAGCUUCUUGAUGGAAAUGGGGCCUGAAGAGCAUAACAUCUUGGAAGAAGCUUCUACAUGUAUGCAGGCAAAUACGUCAUUCCCCUCAUUUGCAUACCGACCAGGAUGUGCAUUUAACUGUUUUGUGAAAUUUAGCGAAACAUCAAAUGUCAUAACUUUCUUAUUUUACAUCCGAUUUUGAUUAAAUUUUCAUUGUUAUGCUUGUUGGAUUUUUAUCUUUUUAUUCAUAUCAACUUUAUGUUAGGGUGGACUUGUCCAAGUGAUUGAUUGUAAGAUUGAUUUUUAUACUGAACUCUACAUUAUGGUCAAUGCAAUCAUCAAUUUAAAAAAUUUGUCCUUUAACCCUAAAAUGGCCGGGGGGGGGGGGGUUGAAUCAACCCCCCCCUCAACAUUUUCUGCGAUCAUUCCGCCGCGCGAAAUGUUUUGACCGCGCCACUCGCAGAGUUUAUACUUUUAAGUCUCGCGCAUCUUUUGAGACCAAAUUUACGACGCCCGGGUACACGGUUCCGAAAUUACGCAACAUUUUGUAAGUGCAUGUCAGACCAAAAAUUGUUCCAAAACGUGAUUUUGUGUACAAAGUCAAUGCAAAUUGAGUUUUCUCAUCUUAUUCAUAAAGAUAUGAUUAUUUUUACUUUAAACAGCUGAAAGCAAUUGAUUUUAGCAAAAUUAUGCUUCAAAAAGGUUGUGCAAGAAAUCUGGCGAAAAAAACAAAGAAAAACAAAAGGUUGAAAAACAGAGAAAUACAUAAAACAAUAAAAUACAUAAGAAAUUGAUUUCCAAACCAAAGUUUUUUUCAAUUGCCAUUGUUAAGAAUGCUACAAAGAAUAUUUUUACCAAAAAUUAGCAUUCUAGGAGCUUUAUUUAGUGAAUUAGAGCAAAAAGUAUGAUUUAUGCAUAAAUUAGCAUAAUUAAAUCAUAUAAAAUAAAAUCUCAUUAUUUUGGAACAUUUUACCAUACAGCCUUGUAGAUUACAUUGCACACUACCAGCGCACAAAUUUUUGCGGCGCUUGCGCGAUCGGCGGCUGAGAUCUCAGGGGGGGGUUGAAUCAACCCCCCCCCAGCCACAGAACAGCCAAAAAAGCCCGGCCUAGUUAGGGUUAAUCAAUUGGUAAGCUUGAUGUAAACAGGGCCUGUAGAGCAUAUUAAACAUCUUGGAAGAAGCUUCUACAUGUAUGCAGGCCAAAAAAUAUUAUUUUCUUUUUAGGAGACUACCUUUCACAACCUACUGCCUAAAUCUGCAAACAUUGGGUGCAGUGAAUAGGGAAAUUUAGGGGCUCUUUGUUAAUUUUCCAGGGAUCUUCUGAGCAUUUCGGGGGCGAAAUCACCCCGAGCCCCCAUGUAAUUUUUUCCUGCAAGUAUGUUUGUACUAAGCAAGUAAAUGCAGUCUUUUUUGUAGACUUCAUACUACCUAUUAAUCAGCUGAAUUUAAUAAAGAUGAUUGUUUUCUGUCAUCUCUUCCCUUCUCCUGAUCUAACCUUGACAAUUUUCUCAAGAGCCGUGAAGUAAUUGUACUUGAUGUCAUAUUCCAUGUCGUACCAGUAGUUAACUGCAGAAAAAUAAAGAGAUAACUUUUUUAUGACAAUAAAAGAAA